Racocetra persica is the source of this 336-nucleotide messenger RNA. Lineage: Eukaryota; Fungi; Glomeromycota; Glomeromycetes; Diversisporales; Gigasporaceae. The record is from the annotation of a GenBank genome assembly.
AUGUCAGAAAUUAAACGACAUUCUCGAUUUAUCGCGAACUCCGGAAUUUUUCGACCAAUUCAUGACGCUAAUCAGUUAGCCAGAUCAUAUAAUUGCGGCCGUGAACUCUCAGGAUUUCAAGCCAUGCUCUUGGUUGUUAUACCGGAAUGUCAUAGGCACCACAUACGGAAUAAAAGAACAAUUAAGCAUAUUGCGACGUGUAUAUGGAACGAACAUGCAACAUCGAACGAUAAGGAGUACUUUAUUGGCCUAGCCGAUCAAAUUAAUCUAAUCAAAAUGCCUAAUAUGCAACAUACAGCCCUUUCCAGGGCAAUAUUUUAUGGUACGACUUUUUAA